Messenger RNA from Rhincodon typus (whale shark), 7953 nucleotides. It is a transcript of the gene traf6, whose product is annotated as TNF receptor-associated factor 6. Lineage: Eukaryota; Metazoa; Chordata; Chondrichthyes; Orectolobiformes; Rhincodontidae. Gene Ontology annotation, biological process: positive regulation of JNK cascade; protein K63-linked ubiquitination; interleukin-1-mediated signaling pathway. The coding region runs from base 333 to 2045 and encodes 570 amino acids. Gene Ontology annotation, molecular function: ubiquitin protein ligase activity; tumor necrosis factor receptor binding; zinc ion binding. The record is from RefSeq and is a predicted model, not a curated record. The transcript is spliced from 8 exons. Gene Ontology annotation, cellular component: plasma membrane signaling receptor complex.
CAGCGGGCGACGCUGUCCAGGGAGGCCGGGCCUGCCAGUGACUCCGGAAAAAAUUUUUUAAAAAUUAAUGCUGAAGCAGCGGAGAAUCCGGAGGAGGACCAGGAACAGCCUUCAGAUCAGACAUACCCAAGCAGAACUUGGUUGGCUUUUGGCCUUUGCUAAAGUUUGCAGCAAAAUAUAAUGAUUGGACCAAGAUUUGUGAAGCCAUGGGUCAGAUGUGCUGUUUCAAUGCCUGGAUUAUAAUAGCAGAUGUACACUUGUGCUGCUCACAGAUGAUGACUCACUCUGCACACUGAGGUCAGUGUGUGCCACAUCUGGCAUUUAUCACAAACAUGGUGGACUGUGACAGCGGCCGUGAAUCCGCAUUCCAGAGCUCGUGCUGCACGGUGAGCAGUGGGACAAGGGACGAUUGCAGCAACCAUGGGCAGUACUCCCAGACUGUCUUUGAGGAGAUGCAGGGCUACGAUGUGGAAUUUGACCCACCACUGGAAAACAAAUACGAGUGCCCGAUUUGUCUGAUGGCAUUAAGGGAGGCGGUGCAGACGCCCUGUGGCCACAGGUUCUGUCGAGGUUGCAUUGUAAAAUCUAUUAGGGAUGCUGGACACAAGUGCCCCGUGGACAAUGAGAUGUUGACAGAAGCCCAACUUUUCCCAGAUAAUUUUGCAAAACGGGAAAUUCUUUCCCUGACAGUAAAGUGUCCCAACAAGGGCUGUUAUCAGAAAAUGGAGCUACGACAUUUGGAGGAACACCAGGAGCAGUGUGAGUACGCCUUUGUUGACUGUCCUCAAUGUGAUGCUUUGCUGUGGCGAAAGGAACUGCAGGGGCACAUGGAAUCAGACUGUCCCAAGAGACGUGUUGCCUGUGAGAACUGUGCCAUGCUGAUGGCCUAUCAGGACAAAAAGGCAGGCUACUUUUCUUUUUUGCUCCACAUCUCUACCCUCCUCUAUUUUUCUGUACAGAUGGAGCCAAGCACACUCUUGAUAAGUGUGACACAAAGCAAGGGAGGAAAUUUGAUGGAAGUCAUCUUGUGUCAGUUGCAGAAUCAUUAUAAUCUGGAUUGUCCAAAAGCACCUGUCCCCUGCACUUUCAGUGUCUUUGGCUGCCCAGAAAAGAUGCAGAGGAAUGACCUGGCGAUGCACCUCCAGGAUUACACACAGGCCCACAUGCGGAUGAUGGCCCAGACGCUGCGCAGUGUGAGCACAGGACUAAACUCCCAGGUGUCAUCCAUUAACAUACUGAAUUCAGAAGACGAUUUUGAGCCAGCGACACUCCCAGGGUCACUGCAGGCCUCACGCUCGCAGUCAACACCAGUACUUGGGGUCUCGCCAUCUUGUGACUGCUCACCUCUGAUUCAGAACCUGAAAGAGACUGUUCAUCAACUGGAGGGACGUCUGGUCCGGCAGGAUCAUCAGAUCCGGGAGCUCACGGCUAAGAUGGAGACGCAGAGUGGCCAGGUGGGGGACCUGAAACGGAGUGUCCGGGCGCUGGAAGAACGCCUUGGUGAGCUGGAGGCCCAGCAGUGCAAUGGGAUUUUUAUCUGGAAGGUGGAAAACUUUGGCGCCCACCUGCAGGCACAGGCAGAGGAUCAGCCUGUCGUGCUCCACAGCCCUGGCUUUUAUACAGGCAAGCCAGGCUACAAACUGUGCCUCCGCCUGCACUUGCAGUCACCUAGUGCCCAACGCUGCUCCAACUACAUCUCACUCUUUGUGCACACCAUGCAGGGCGAGUAUGACAGCUACCUAACCUGGCCCUUUCAGGGCACCAUCCGGCUCUCUAUCCUUGACCAGUCAGAGGGCCCCAUCAAGCAGAACCAUGAGGAGAUCAUGGAGAGCAAACCCGAGUUGCUGGCCUUCCAGCGGCCUGCUCUACAGCGCAACCCCAAGGGCUUCGGCUAUGUCACCUUCCUGCAUCUCAAAGCUCUCCAGCAGCGCACCUAUGUGAAAGAUGACGUGUUGCUGGUCCGCUGCGAAGUCGUGACCCGCUCUGAUCUGAGCUGGAUGAGGAAGGAUGACUUCCAACCCCGCUCAGCAGAAGGUGGUCUGUGACAUUUAGCUAGUGCAGCAGUGCCGCUUAAUAGCAUUCGCUCCCACGGCCUAUUACGAUACAAACAGUAAAGGUGUUACUGUACAUGGGUAAGAGGAACCCCAUGUCUUCCUUCCUCAAUGACUCGUGUCAAAAAUGAAUGGCCCGUAGCUAUUAGUGAUGGGUAUAGAGGGGGCUAGUAAAUUUGAAUUGACCUUGCCAAGGAUUUAUUAUCACUGGUUUCUUAGGAUAAUUUUAUUUUCAUGCUCACAAUUGAUCACAGACCAUUAUCGUCCCUGUGUUGGUGUAAUUUAGUUGAUUUGGCAUCAACGUAAAUAACACCGUACAUUUUUAAUAUAUACAUAUGUGUAUCUUUUAAUGUGAGAGUUAAUUUCAGUUUGUUCCACUAUCCCCUGCUCUGAACAAAAUUGCGUCUGAAACUCAGUCACGUCUUGCAAAGUGUAUGUUCCAAGACCAAAAGCUUUGCUUCCAUUGUAGCCUCAUUAAGUGCAGUUCCAGGUGCCAGAGGCUGAGACUUUAUCCCAGCUUUUCUGAGGUCACUCUCCUUUCUCCUCCUUUCAUAUUGCCUCUUCCGAAAACUUGUUUCUUUGCUGGUUGAGUUCCAGAAACUGUGCUAAGUAACUGUGCUUCAGAUCUGAGCCAUGAUUCCAGGAGAUGAGAAGUUCUCCGUUCCAAUGAGGGUAGUGGCAUCUCAGCCUUUCCCUCUUGCUUCAAGUAACAACUGUUCAAUGUGGUUGUUCCUACCCCCAUUCUGUCAUUACUGAAAUCAGCUAACUUGGAAUAAUAGCUGGGUAUUGCCUUUGACCAGAUACUUAAAAGGACUAGCCGUAUAAGUACUGUGAUUAUAACAGCAAAUUUGGGGUCAAUAACUGCCUCUGUAUUCCACAAAGCCUGUCAGCGGUCUACCAGUCACAUCAGAAGUGGAUGGAAUAGUUUCUACUUGCCUAGAGGAGUGCAGUUCGAAUAACACACGAAAUUUGGCAUCAUCUAGAACAAAGCAGCCUGAUCCCUUGACGCCCCAUCCACCACCUUAGACUUCCUUCAUCUCCAUUGCACAUUGGAAGCAGUGAGUACUAUCUGCAAGAUAUACUGCAGUAACUCACUCAACCACUCCAUCGACAGUACAUGCCAAACCUGUUACCUCUACCACUUAAAAAGAAAAGGGCAGAAGACUGAAAAUGCCACUGCCUGCAAACCACACAUCAUCCUGACUGGAACUAAAUCACUAUACCUUCACUGUUGCUGGGUCAAAAUCCUGGAACUCCCUUCCUAACCGCUGUAGGUAUAUCUGCCCCUAACCAUGUAUUGCAAAGAUUGAAAAAGGUGGCUCACCACCACCUGCUCAAAGGCAAUUUGAAUGGACAAUACAUGCUGGUCCAUCCAGUGACACCCAUAGCUGUAAAUGAAUUCUUAAAAAGUCUGGCAUGGAAUGUGGAAACUUUGCUAACUUGCUUCAGCCUCAGAUCAGCAUCAAGUAAAGAAGGACAUGGAGGUUUUCCCAAUGUUAAUAACCAUUGUCUCGUGACUCCACAUCACCUUGAAAUGACUGUAUAAUCUGUUUGAUUUCAUUGCUGUUUGUGUGACCAUGUUUUCUGUCAAGUGCCAUAUUUUCUGACAAUAGAAACAGUGACUACAUUGGAACACUUUGAAAAUUGUAAGGACCUAAAAGCUGCUACAUAAUGGUCCUGUCAUGGUAUCUUCUCUCUAACUGUGAAGUGAAAGGUGUGUCAUGUUCAUGGACAACACUCCUGCUUUGUUUUGUCGUAAAUGUGCUUCCUUCAGGCAAAGUCUUACUGUCUUUGAGUGGUUUCUAUGUAUUUUGUUUAUGCGUAGUUCUCCCCUCACAGGUCAUAUCACUUGUAGAAAAGAAAUUCCAAACAUUAAUCAUUCCUGUAAAUUUAGUAGCACCCUUUGAUUUCCAAUAUUUUUUUAAACAAAAAGUGCCUGCGUUUCUGACUACCUCUCAUCCAUCUCUAGAAUUUAAAGCAGACAGUGGCACUCUUCCCCAGUGAGCCAGACAGUGGGUGAAGACUACCAGCUAGUGUCACACUGAACCCAGGUUUACGCUGUUCUCUGUUUUGGAUGAGCUGGGGCAACAGGCAAAGUGCUGAUGAACUAGGUUAUGGAUGGAUCAUCAGCCAUCUGUUCCGUCGACUCCUACUCUGAAGUAUUGGAAGCUGGUGAGAACAGCGCAGUGCCUAAGCAUGGGAUGAUGUUUGCAGUUGAGUGACCUAUGCAGUUCCUAACAGAAAGCAUAGCCCAUUGGGUGAAGUAGUGGAAAGCAAUUGCCACUCAAAAAAAAUUGUAGCGUAUCAGUCAACAUCAAUGGCUUGUUAAAAGAAAAAGUUGCAAGUUGGUAAAUUCAGAAAUUGUAAAUUUUUAUGUUUGUUUUCACGAUGAAUUCAAUGAAGUGCAUUAUUGACAUUUUGGCAAUGUGCCCGUCAUUUAGUUCAUAUAUGAACUUGUGUUAAAAAUGCGGUUAAUAUUUUUGAUGGCGAUGUUUCAGUGAGGAUUGUUGUCUUUAUCAGUAGGAGGAGUCAGUGAAAGAAAAAAAUUUAAAAAAAUAAGAAAACAAUGAAACAUAUGCUUUUGGAUAUUUUCUACCUUUUUCCCCUCUAGUUUCACCAUGUGCGUUUUAGACUACUCUUAGAUGAAGAAUGUUGGAUCAAACUGCACUACAGAGACUUCAGCACAUUCAGUGUGCCUCAGUCCUGAGGAAUUUCAGAGAUUGAAGUACUGAAUCAAGACCCAGCUGCAUUAGAGAAAUAGAUCUCAUGGCAUUAUUUACAAGAACAUGGGAGUUCUACUAAUGACCUGGCCAACAUUUAUCCCUUAAGCAACACUGUUUACACUAGGAAAUGUUAUGCUAAUUUUGUUGAGUCUUAUGCUACUCACUGUAGCAGGGACAAUAUAUUCUAACUAAUCCAAUGGAACUGACUCUUAUCAAAGUAUCAAAUGAUAUUCUGCGUAUAGGUGACAAAAUUAAACUGUCUGCAGCAUCUGAAAUUGUUGCAUCAUAGAAUGGUCACCAACCAAAAGAAGGCCAUUUGCUUUGUUGUAACUGUGACAGCUGUUUGUACUUCAUCUACUGCCACUGCUAGCAGCCCUGCAAAUCUUUCCUUCUAAAAUCCAUUUCUUUUUGGAAAGCUAUGAUUGAGCCUGCCUCCAUCACAUUCUCAGGCAAUGCAUUCCAGAUCAUAACCACGUGUUACAUGAUUUAUCUUAAACUGGUGCCCUGAAUUUUUUGAACUUUUCAACAGUAGGAACUAUGUCUCUCCAUUCUAUAGAGAUUCUUUUGAAUACCUCUACCAAAUCACCCCCAUACUUCUCCAGGGAAGUCAGUACUGACUUCUCCAAUCCAUGCAAAUAGAAAUCUUCAUCCAAUGAACCAUUCUUGUGAAUCUUCUCUGCUACUGCUCUAAUGUCUUCACAUCUUUCCUAAAAUGUUGUGAUCAUAGCUUUACACAAUUCUUUAGCUGAGGCUGACAUGAUAUCAAGUCUGCUCUGCCAUUCAAUAAGAUCAUGGCUGUCCUGGUUUUAACCUCAGUUCUAUAUUCCUGCAUAUUCUCAAAAUCUGCCAUCCCCUUGAUAAUUAAGAAUCUAUCUACCUCUGCCUUAAAACUAUUUGAAGGUUCUGCAUCCACUACCUUUUGAGAAAGGGAAAAAGUUUCCUCAUUUCGGUUUUAAAUGGACACCCCCUUAUUUUUAAACUGUGACCCCCUACUUCUAGAUUAUCCCACAAGAGAAAACAUGCUUUCAACAUUUCCCUCUGGUGCAUCCCUGAUUUUAAUGACUUCACAAUUCAUAAUUGUGCAUUCAUCUACUUACACCCCAAGCUCUUCACUGAUCUCUCUAACUCUUUUUCUUCCUUUGGGAUGUUCUUUAAAAUCUGUGUUUUAGUACUCUUCUGCCUCUUUUAUAUAGCCCAGAGUAAAUCCCAAUUCCUUAUUAACUGCUCUCAACCUGUCUUGUUAUCUUAAGUGAGUUGUGCAGCUACACCUCCAGAUUCCUCUACACUUGUGCCCAUUUUACAAUUGUCUGCCUUAAUUUAUAUUUUCUGUUGUACUUCCUACUGUAUGAAUUACUUCACACUUCUCUCUAUUAAUUUUCAUUUCCUUCUCACUUACCUGCAUUAAAUUUCAUCUGGCGCAGCUAGUGAUCACACCAUCCUCCUCCAAAGCCUCCUGUGAUGUUCAGUUGGAUGAUGACACCCACAAAUGGUUCCAUUUACAAUCUGUCUUGACAUAGUCAGAAUAUCUCCUGCAAUGACUUCUUUUCGUGCUGUCCGACCACUAACUCUGUUGGCCCCAAAGAUCUGGUCAUCAUCUCCUCCAUUCUCUCAUCCAAAUGCUGCCCCUCACUGACAAUUUGCAUCAGCGUUGGUUUUCACAUGCUUACUGAUGACCUCCGGCUCUACCUCACCAUCAACUCUCUCAACUCCUCCACUGUUGCUAAGUUUUCAGAUUGUUGCUCCAGUAGCGGAUGUUGGAUAAUCAAAUUUCCUCUAGCUACAUUUUGGGAAUAUUGAAGCAAUUCGCUUCAGUCCUUGUUAUAAACUCUAUUCCUAAUUACCAGCACCCAUCCUUCUCUGUCAACUGCUUUGAGUUUAAACAAGACUGUUUGUUAUCUUGUUGUUAAAAUUAACCACAAGUUGAAUUUCCAGCUUCAUAUCUUAGCUAGAAUUAGGGCUCCAAUUUCCAUCUCUGAAUCAUUGCCUGAUUCUAUUCUACCUUGGUUCCAUCUGCUUUUGAAACUCAUUCAUGCCUUUGCACCCUCUAUGUUUGACUAUUCCAAUAUAAUUCUGGCUGAUCACUCCUCAUUCCACCCGUUGUAGCCUUUAAGAUCAUUCAAAACUCUGCUUAAAACUUACACCAAGUCCCAUUCACCUAUUACUCUUGUUCUCACUUAAAGCGAUGUCUUGAGUUUAAAAUUCUCAACCUUGUUUGCAAAAGGUGGCCUCAUCUUCUGAGAUACAUGUGCUCAUCUAACUUUUCAUCCCUGAUGUUAAUGAUUCCAUAAUUGGUAUUUGUGGCUUCCAUUUGUCUAGGGCCCAAGCUCAGGAAUACCUUCCCCACUGUCUACCUUCUAACUCUCUACCUUCCCUUGGGUCAUUCUCUGAAAUCUGCCUUUGGCUUAAAAUGUGGCUCAUGUGGCUUGAUUUAAAAAAAAAAAAUGAUUAUGGAAGUUCUUUGGGAUAUUUUAUUACAUCGAAGGUUCUAGAUGGACAAAGGUCGAUUUGUACAAAAACAGAAGUUGCUGGAAAAGCUCAGCAGGUCUGGCAGCAUCUGUGAAGAAAACAUCAGAGUUAACGUUUUUGGUUCAGUGACCCUUUCUCAGAACUGGUUUUGGUUUUUAAAUGUAGAUUUGUAUGUGAUCCUGUAUUCACUACACUGGGAUUGGUCUGUUCAAGAUAGGCACUCACCUUAUCCUGUCUGUCUUCCACUUUCUGUAAUUUAUUCUGUCUGACCUCGCCUUCUCUGUCUGGCCUUGCCUUCUCUGUAAAGGUUAUUCUGUCUGAUCUCUCUAUUCUGUUUGGUUUAUUCUGUCUGAUCUUGCAUUUUCUAGUCUGCCUGAUCUACUCUGUCUGAUCUUGUCAUCUGCAGUGCCAGGUUUAUUCUAUCUGAUCUGUCCCUCUUGUACACUAGCCAGUAUUCUGAUUGUCCCCAACAUAGUUAAAUGCUGGGUCAAUCUGAUUUCACAACAGUAAAAUGCUCUGUACCAAAUCCUUUUUGUUCGCACUUACCAAGUCUUCUCACUGUAGGACUGGGAAUGUUUAUUUUGUAACUUGUUUCUUGAUAACAUUUAGAAUCUAAUAUUAUGUCAUUGACUCAGCUCCAGUUCAUUGAGUUGCUUGGGAAUAUACUAUACUUAUAAAAAUGUAAAUUGUGUAAAUAAAUUGUUUUAAAAAUU